Molecule: messenger RNA, 1131 nt
Organism: Impatiens glandulifera
Lineage: Eukaryota; Viridiplantae; Streptophyta; Magnoliopsida; Ericales; Balsaminaceae
Product: chromatin remodeling protein EBS-like
Exons: 6
Coding region: 149-793 (214 amino acids)
Molecular function (GO): chromatin binding
Source: RefSeq, a predicted model, not a curated record
AGAUCAUUUGCAGAAUCGAUCGUCUACUGGUGCUCUUUCUAAUGUUUUUGUCUUCUCUCAAUCUCUACAGAGACUAAUUUGCAGAAUCGUUCUCUCCUGUAAUCUAGGCUCAACACUUGGCAGCAGCAGCAUCAAUAAGAACCCUUCGAUGGCUAAGCCCAAGAUAGCCAAAAGAGAAUUGGAUUCCUACACUAUCAAAGGCACCAACAAAAUCGUCAGACCUGGAGAAUGUGUGCUGAUGAGACCUUCUGACUCUGAGAAGCCUCCAUACGUCGCUCGUGUGGAGAAGAUCGAAGCGGAUUCACGGAACAAUAUCAAGGUUAGUGUUAGGUGGUAUUACCGGCCGGAGGAGUCACUGGGAGGUCGACGGCCGUUCCAUGGUGUGAAAGAGUUGUUCUUGUCUGAUCAUUAUGAUGUUCAGAGUGGUCAUACCAUAGAAGGGAAGUGCAUUGUUCACUCCUUCAAGAAUUACACUAAACUUGAAAACGUGGGUACUGAGGAUUAUUUCUGUCGGUUUGAGUACAAAGCUUCUACUGGAGGAUUCACUCCAGACAGGGUUGCUGUGUACUGCAAGUGUGAGAUGCCCUAUAAUCCUGAUGAUCUCAUGGUGCAAUGCGAAAAUUGCAAGGACUGGUUUCAUCCUACUUGCAUGAACACUACCAUUGAAGAAGCAAAGAAAUUGGAGCACUUUCUAUGUUCUGACUGCCUGUCUGAUGAUAACGCCAAGAGAUCCUUAAACUCAUUACAAGUGAAUCUUGAGGCUCAGGUGGUGUCAAAGCGGAGGAAAAAUUAACCAGGACAAUUGCUCGAGUGGUUAUUAACCGUGGUUGUGCACAUUUUACAGUGAAGAGAAGAUACAAUGAAUUAGGUUUUCCUGAAUGAACUGAACUGGAAGUUGGAUCAUUUUAAUUUUAUCUAUCCCAAUAUUUGAUGGAAUCAUGUAGAAAUAAUUUAUCUAUCAGAACUAUAUUAUACCAUUUUAUUACUAGCAGGGUGGUGUGUGUAUGCUUGAAAGCUUGGCUAAGUUAAGUUGCAGGAGAAUUUGGUAUAUAAGACCCAUCGGUUUCUAGAUACUGAUUUCAAACUGCCACAUUAAUUUCUAAAUAUGUGAAUGACUAAGUUUUAUUGUUA